Messenger RNA from Anarrhichthys ocellatus (wolf-eel), 2549 nucleotides. RefSeq names its product cell division control protein 6 homolog. Gene Ontology annotation, biological process: DNA replication initiation; mitotic DNA replication checkpoint signaling. Bases 133 to 1833 code for a protein of 566 amino acids. Gene Ontology annotation, molecular function: DNA replication origin binding. The record is from RefSeq and is a predicted model, not a curated record. The transcript has 12 exons. Lineage: Eukaryota; Metazoa; Chordata; Actinopteri; Perciformes; Anarhichadidae. Gene Ontology annotation, cellular component: nucleus.
GCGCUAGUUUGGAGCUCAGUGUGCGAAAGGAGACAGACGGAUAGAGACACGCAGAGGACUUAAAGACGAGAGGAAACACUCUGCUCUCAGCUGGGAACACUUCUCACAACGUAUAAAAAGAGUGAACACAACAUGCCGAGUACGCGCUCUAACGGCCGGGCUCAGCCCACGCUCUCCUUCCCGCGCCGCAAAUCCUGCAGAGUCUCGUCCAAGACGCCCCAGCUGGACAAAUCUCCUCCAGCGCCGUCACCGGCCAAGCCCGGACCCCAGCAGCCCGUAACGACCCGGAUCGGACUGCUCUCCCCCAAACUACCGGCCGGCCGCCCGUCUCCCCUCUCACUUCCGGCCCUCCAGCCACGGCUUCCACUCAGCCCCCGAAAACGCACAGGUGAUGAAAACGUCUGUAACCUCGGCGUCACCCUGCUGGGUUCGCCGCCCAAGCAGAGCAAGCCGACCCCUGCUUCGCCCAGGAAGCCGGUCUCCGACGAGAACUCGCCGGUCUCGGCUCGCCGGCGGCUGGUCCCGUCCUCGUCGCCGCUGCGACCGCUGUCUCCCGCCGCCGGAUUGUCUCCGAGGCGCCAAGAAACGCCCACCGGGAGCCCGGCACACCAGAAACCAGAGAGGAGGCCGCCGGUCGUUCGGCUCUUUGGAGAAAAGUCGAGGUUUGUGAGCGUGAAGCAGGCGCUCCACACCGCCGUCCCCGAGCGGCUCCUGUCCCGGGAGGCCGAGCGGGCAUCCAUCCGCUCCUUCCUGGAGGAGAAGGCCCUGCGGCACCUCCCCGGCAGCCUCUACAUCUCCGGAGCCCCGGGAACCGGCAAGACGGCCUGCUUCAACUGUGUGCUGCAGGAGAUGAAGGCCGAGCUGGCGUCCGUUCAAACGGUGCUGGUCAACUGUAUGAGUCUGCGGAGCUCCCACGCCGUCUUCCCGCUGCUGGCUGACAAGCUGAGAGCGCCCGGUGGGCAGAACGGGCUGCAGAGGUUCCUGACGGCCCCGGGGCCCGCUGUGCUGCUAGUUCUGGAUGAGAUGGACCAGCUGGACAGUAAAGCUCAGGACGUCCUCUACACCAUCUUUGAGUGGCCGUACCUGCCGAAGUCUCGCCUCUGUCUCGUCGGUAUCGCCAACGCUCUGGAUCUGACCGACCGCAUCCUCCCCCGACUGCAGGCUCGGCCUCACUGUCGCCCCCUGCUGCUACACUUCCCUCCCUACAGCCGGCAGGAGCUCACGGCCAUCGUCCAGGACCGGCUCUCUCAGGCGUCGGCUGAAGGGAUCCUGGACGCCUCGGCGGUUCAGUUUUGUGCCAGAAAAGUGUCGGCGGUGUCGGGAGACGCCAGGAAAGCUCUGGACAUCUGCAGGAGAGCGGUUGAGGUUGUGGAGUCUGACGAGAGGAAGAAAGCGUCGGAUCCAACAGCUGAAACGAAAGCGUCGCGGGUCAGCCUUCCUCAGGUGGCGCGCGUGCUGUCGGAGGUUUACGGCGACCGGAUGGCGUCUCGGUGCGGUGGCGCAGACGGAGAGAGUUUCCCGCUGCAGCAGAAGCUGCUGGUCUGCUGCCUGCUGCUGCUCACGCGCAACGGGAAGAGCAGAGAGAUCGUCCUCGGGAAGCUCCACGAGGUUUACAGCCGUCUGUGCGCCCAGCGGCAGGUGUCCGCUGUUGGUCAGGGAGAGUGUUUGUCUCUCUGCGGUCUGCUGGAGAGUCGAGGAAUCUUCUCUCUGAAGAAAGCCAAAGAGGCUCGUCUCACUAAGGUGUUUCUGAAGAUCGAGGAGAAAGACGUUGAAAACGCUCUGAAGGACCGAACGCUGCUGGGAAGCAUCCUCGCUGCAGGACUCCCCUCAUGAUCACAGUUUACUUUUUAUCUACAAAGUUUUUUUGCAGUGUUUUUUUUUCUUUUUUUUUCUCGUUUUUGCAGAGAAUUUGUAUAUAUUUUAUGAUGAUAUUAACUUUUUAUUUGUUUUUCCUCAUACUGAUGUUGACGCUCUGUUUUUGAGUUGUUGAGAAAAUGUUUUUAACUCGUCGGUUAUGAUAUUACAGCAUUUUGUUUCAGUUUGAAACGUUUCCAUUUUUAUGCUGUAAAUACACAAAUGUACAGACAUUUUAAUCAGAUUUCCUCUUGUAUGUUUUUUAUUUUUUUCUCAUUCCCAAUAUCACUAUUCUGCUUCGGACAGAGAGACUAGAUUAGUCAGAAAUAGUAAAAGAUAAUUCAUCAGAAGAAAGGGAUUCAUCACUCGUGACAGUAACACUUUUCCAUCUGUCAACCAAUCAACCGACUUUCUCCACAAAUAAUCAAACCACAAACAAUGUGAUGAUGAUACGGUUCUUGUAAAUAAGCCGUUCAGCAUAAAUAAAAGUUUGUAGACUAAAGACCAAAACAACCAGUUAGUGAGGGAAGACGCACUUAAAGUUAAAUUCUAAGUCUGUUCGGUCACUUUCUAUCUCAGGUAUGUCUAUCUAACGCACAGUGAAAGUAUUUCAUAAUCUGUAUAUUUGCAGUAUUAUGAACUUUGUGUCUGUGACGACGUUCCCAGAGAAAUAAUGCAGUAUUACAAUUGUGUGA